AUAUAUUAUGCUACAAUGCAUACGAGGCUACGAAGUGUGAAUUUACUAUCAGCUGCUGCUGUUUUGGUCGCUAUUUGUUAGCUUAGUAUGACUUUUCUUCUCGUUUUCUAUAUAGGUAGUUGCUAACUGAUUGCUAACUGACUAGUAUUUUUCUAUAUUCGUCAUCAUAAUUCAUCAUUGACUAUUGUUGAUAUCGUUUGUUCUUCUAACAUACUCGAUUUCUAAAUGUGGUUGAAUUGUGUCGAAGUUUUUUGAACUUUAUUUUUGCAGUUAUUUGAAUAUUAUCAUGUCCGAUUUGAAAUCAUUGGAACACCCGACGUUAAAGGUUCCUUAUGAAGUUCUCAAUAAGAAAUUUCGAACAACACAAAAAACAUUGGACAGAGAAGUUUCACAUUUUCAAAACGCUGUUCAAGAGUUUGAACGUGAUAUCUCUUCAGAUGUAGCUAUGACAGACACUUCUCAUAUUUCCUCACUGCUUAGCGGCAUGGUUGAAAAACUGAAAGUGCUUAAAAGAAAGGCUGAUGAAGGUAUAAAUGAUGAAUUGCAAGCCGGUAUGGUAUGUAAAAAACGUCUUGAACACUUAAAAGAACAUAACUCACCUUGUGAAGCUAUUGUAAAAAAUUGGCGUCGCCGUCGGCUUGAUCGAAUGUUAGUGGAAUACUUUUUACGCUGUGGAUAUUAUAACUCUGCCAAUAAACUUGCAAAUAAUUCAGAUCUUAAUGAUCUUACCAAUAUAGAUUUAUUCAUGAUAUCAAAGGAAGUUGAACAUUCAUUGGCAAAUCAUGAAACAUCAAAAUGUUUGGCAUGGUGUCACGACAAUAGGUCAAAAUUACGAAAAUUACGUUCAACUAUGGAAUUCAAUUUACGAAUACAAGAAUUUAUAGAACUUGUUCGUCAAGAUAAACGUCUUGAUGCUGUUCGACACGCUAGAAAGUAUAUAUCAACAUUCGAAGAUACCCGUAUGGAUGAAGUACAACAGUGCAUGGUUUUAUUGGCUUUUCCAACUGAUACUGAAAUAUCACCUUAUAAAGAAAUGUUUGAUGAGACUCGUUGGCAACGGUUAAUUGAACAGUUUCGUCAAGAAAAUUAUAAUUUAUAUCAAUUAUCAUCACAGUCAGUAUUUACUGUUGUAUUACAAGCUGGAUUAUCUGCUCUAAAAACUCCUCAGUGUUAUAGUGAAAUUAAAGAAGCCCGAAAUGUAAGCUGUCCAGUUUGUCAAGAAUGGUUCAACACUCUAGCAAAACCAUUACCUUUUGCACAUUGUAGUCAGUCUCGACUGUUUUGUUCAAUAUCAGGACUUCCAUUGAAUGAACAUAAUAUACCUAUGGUAUUACCAAACGGAUACGUUUAUGGAGAACAGGCUUUGGUGGAGAUGUCAAAUCAAAAUAAUGGACAAGUAAUUUGUCCCAAGACCAAAGAAGUGUAUUGGUUAAAACAAGCAGAAAAAGUUUACGUAAUGUAAUAAAAUAAUCUAAGAUUUUAAAUUUAAAUUUAACUUGUUUAUGUGCCAUUUUCUAUUUUUUAAUUAUUAUUAUUAAAUAUUGACCUAUCUUGCAUUGUAACUCAUUUCUUCAAGACAAAUUUCAUAUAAUGUAAGUAACUCUAUACAAUGUAUAAUAAUAAUUUCUUUAUACUUCAAGAUUACAUUUGCUGUUUCCAAUAUUAAAAAUUGUAUAGUCGAUUAUUCAAUAAAAUUAAAUCAUUUACGUUAUAUAAUAUACAACUUAUUAUAACUCUUUUCAGUGCAUCUUGACAAGGUAUAACUUAUAUACAUUUUUCAUUUUAUGUAUUUAUAAAAAAAUAUAAGUAUAAAAUUAAUUUUAAAUUGUAACUUAAUUUUGUUAUAAUAUUAGUAUAUUUACUAUUUUU
Molecule: messenger RNA, 1869 nt
Organism: Aphis gossypii (cotton aphid)
Lineage: Eukaryota; Metazoa; Arthropoda; Insecta; Hemiptera; Aphididae
Gene: Kaz
Product: E3 ubiquitin-protein transferase MAEA
Exons: 8
Coding region: 287-1462 (391 amino acids)
Biological process (GO): proteasome-mediated ubiquitin-dependent protein catabolic process
Cellular component (GO): nucleus; GID complex; cytoplasm
Molecular function (GO): ubiquitin protein ligase activity; protein binding
Source: RefSeq, a predicted model, not a curated record